Messenger RNA from Spodoptera litura, 849 nucleotides. The record is from RefSeq and is a predicted model, not a curated record. NCBI's taxonomy places the organism in Eukaryota, Metazoa, Arthropoda, Insecta, Lepidoptera, Noctuidae.
AUGCCGUGCAUACCCGGCUUCGUGGGGCUGAGGCCGGGUUAUGUGGGGCUCGGACCCACUAAAAACCCCGGGGUGUACCAGUCGCGCAUGAGGGCGGGCCACGAGAAGUGUGGAAUACGUCAUGAAGUAUCGGCAAUAAUAGUCCACGAGAACUACCGCAGAUAUGACAAUGACAUAGCAUUAGUACGGACCAAGAAUCCAGUCUCCUUGGGUCCCACCAUCGCAAUUAUCAAUAUACCGCAGCAAGAAGUGAUGGUUCCCGACAACGCUACUGUCACAGUUAUUCGUUGGGGUUCUGCGGGGAAUAAAUAUAAACAAGGUGCGCUACACGAGGUGUCCAUUAAGAAGGUCAACUGGCAGCGAUGUAAGAACAUAUACUCGAAUUCUACUAAUAUUACAAUCACCGGCAAUAUGAUCUGCUGCGAUGGAGAAUUAGGAUAUAACAUGGAGCCCGCCUUUUGUACGCCUGACGUAGGUAACCCUCUCCUCUACGGAGACAAUUUGGUGGGAUUGGCGAUAUGGUUUGGGAGUUGUAGAAAUAACGAUAUCCCUCGUUUGUUCACCAGAAUAUCCAAGUAUACGAGUUGGAUCGAUAACGUGAUCAAACAGUCUACAUAUAAGGCUGACCCGCAUCCCGGCGCCAGCUCAAUGAACAAAAUUGGGGUCACGCUGUUGAUCCCCAUCUUAUAUUCAGUACUCGGCGCUUAGAAGCAAUGGAUUCAAACACGAAACGUGGAGUUUUGCGGUCUUUCAUUAUUAUUUAGACUUUAAUUUUUUUUUUAUUAUAUCUUUGCUAAAACGAGGAAUUACGCCCGCGUGAGCAAAAACAACAGCUUUAAUUGACCAUUU